Molecule: messenger RNA, 2266 nt
Organism: Austrofundulus limnaeus
Lineage: Eukaryota; Metazoa; Chordata; Actinopteri; Cyprinodontiformes; Rivulidae
Gene: sertm1
Product: serine rich and transmembrane domain containing 1
Exons: 3
Coding region: 291-632 (113 amino acids)
Cellular component (GO): intracellular membrane-bounded organelle
Source: RefSeq, a predicted model, not a curated record
AAAUGAAGCCACAGUCGAGUCRGCGAGCGCAGGGAAGUGAAGCUCUUUCAGGAAGGUGGACAGGCAGACAGAGAGGAGCUGCAUCUGUCURCUCCAGCUGUGGCGCUUGUGUGUGUAUGUGUGUGUGUCACUGAAUGACAGCGAGGCAGAGCAAGCAGACAGGGAGAUCUCUGGGGCAGGAGAUAUCUGSUUUGCCCGGUUACAAGACUGAACACAGAAUGGAUUUCUGCACAAAGUGAUCGAGCAGGAGCUGCCUCUCACAGCAAAUAAUAAAAAGAAAAACAGCCAGGAUGUCAGGGAUGGACGUUCUGCAGCCGGACCAAAAUGAGACCGGCAUMACUCCGAUCGACAACGGGACUUUCCUCCGUCUGUCCCCGACGUCCGCCUCCAUGUCGGCGGCUGCCUCCUCCCCGGGACACCAGGCCAACGUUUACGUGUACGUGUGGCUCUUCCUUGGCCUGCUGGUGUUCCUGCUGACGCUGCUCGUCAUCUCCCUCCACAGGCUGAAGAACAUCAUCUCCUCCUCCUCGUCGGUCCCCGACUGCAGCAGCGAGGGAGGGAGCUCCUUCACCAACAUGGAGAUCUGCAGCGUUUCCUCCACCGUCUCCGCUCUCUCCACCUCGGGGAGCUAGGACUGAGCUCAUUAAGACUCGAGGGGCUAAAUGUGUGCAGCACAGGCAGACGUGCAUUCACAGGAGGGCCCAAAUAAAUACAGAAUGACAUUACAUUCAUGCAUAUUUUGAUCCUGAAAGUGCAAUAAUUCCAGAAAUAUGAGUAAUAAAGCGUAAAUGAAGGGUGAGAGUGAACACWUUUUUCUGGACUUUUCACCCACUGCAGUGAAGCACAAAAUGAUAAAUGCUUUUUGUUAGAUUUGCUUUCAAAGAACAGUUUUGAAGCUUUGUAAAGCAUGUCUUAUAAUACUGUACCUGCAGGUCACAUUGCAAAACUAAUAAAUAAGGCUUGCCACUUUUCAUGUCAUAAACUAGGAUCGUCUUCUGAUAAAGUGUGGAAAAGACAAUGUGCGAUGUCGAGGAUGACUUGCAGCUACGUUCACACAAAUUUUAGGUUAGAUCAGUAUCUGUAAAACUGACUGAAUCAUAGCCAUUUAUUUGUUUUUUAAAGAUCAAUUAGCUGUGAUGACCCUGCUGAAUUAGAUUGGGUCCAAAAACUUAAUCAGAUGAAUAAUUUUCUGAGUUUCACUAAAAUCUGUUUAAAGUUUUUUUAUGUUGUGGCAAUACUUUUUUGUACAGAGAUACAUGCAUGUGUCACAAAUGCUCAUUUUCGGAUUUAGGGAAAUAACUAUGAACAUGGCAAAUUGGCUUCAAAUCUCCUGAAGUCUGUAAAAAAAAGUUGCACAAAGGAGAACAAAGAGAAGCAGUGACGGCUGCAGACAGGCAGCUUUUCACUUCUGCUUCAUAUAAAAUCUGAUUCUACUUCUGGAUGACAAACUCCACCUGCGUUGCUUUCUCUUGUUUGUCAGUUCAUGUAGCAUCUGAUCUCAGUCUUUGCUGAGGCUGAAGGAAGAGUCUCUGUAGCUGUGCAGUGUUUGAUAAAGUAUUAAAAAAAUGUAGUUUACAAAGAUCUUUUUGUCCCGUUAAAUAUUUAAAAAAAUGAUCAUUUUGUUUUUUAUGAUUCCAAAGUUAGAAAUUUCCCCAAAAAAGGACUGUUUCAAGGGCAUUUUAUAUCAUUUCYACUGAUGAAGCUCCUCAGGUUAAGGUUGCAAAAGGAGUGGAAAUUUUCUGGUAAAAGAAAAUGUUCAAACAAAACAGCAACAUUCCAUGGGGAGAUUGUUUUUAUAGUUCAGCAUUGUGAUUCAAAUCAACUCCAAACAAAAACAUUCAGUAAUUUUUUUUAACAUAAAAUACACCUAAUUUCAGUAAACUCCAAAGCACAACUGUUUAUAACACUGAACCAAACUUUUUACAAAAUUCUUUCCAACCUGUUCCUACAUGUCCAGCAUCUGUUUUUUUAGGCUGUGGUCCCUCAUAUUACCUGCUAAAGCAAUGGACUCUGGUUGUUUUAGGUCAAGAUUAUUUAAAAAWUUCCCCAACUAUAUUAAAAAUCCCCUGUUGAAGCUUUAGUAUUUUGAUGCAAGCAUGAAGGAGAAGUCUGUCUUACAACCAAGGAUGAAAUUGAAAGUGUUGACUGUGGACUACUUUGCAAAACUGUCAUAACUUUAUUUGUCUGUUUGUAUUCUGCUGAGGAAAAAAGAUGUCAAAUGGAAAAACAGCACGUAUUCCAAUAAAGUAUUUUUUUCUGUGCAACA